Clupea harengus (Atlantic herring) is the source of this 1298-nucleotide messenger RNA. It is a transcript of the gene ift43, whose product is annotated as intraflagellar transport 43 homolog (Chlamydomonas). Gene Ontology annotation, biological process: intraciliary retrograde transport. NCBI's taxonomy places the organism in Eukaryota, Metazoa, Chordata, Actinopteri, Clupeiformes, Clupeidae. Gene Ontology annotation, cellular component: intraciliary transport particle A; cilium. The record is from RefSeq and is a predicted model, not a curated record.
UCAAAUUUCCAUUAGAGGGCGGGACUAGGACGUAAGAAAGGAAGCAGGGAAAGAGGGACGGGAUGAUUGACACACAAGGGAAAUGAGAAUCACCCUCAGUUGUAGAGACGGUUGCUAUGCUUGCUUAGGUCUGGGCGACGAGAACGGAGCUGUUUUUUUUUUUUUUUAAUAUAACGUUGUCCCGAGGUGGUUAUCAUCUUGAACAUGGACGAUAGACAACUUCGCGACGGCGAACAUGCAAAGAAUGCUGCAAAGUCUGGUCGAAGAGCACGUCUUGCAGUUGACUCAUCAGACGAACAGCGACCAAGGAAGACGUCUGUUACUUCACCUGGAGAGGGACCUCCUCCUAAACCCCUAAGACGUCAAGGAGGGUGGGCAGAAGAGACCAGUGCAACAAUCACAUCUAAGUCUGGGAAAAGACAAGCCUCUGAUGAAGUUGAGGAUCAUCGCCUGAGGCCGCAAACACCACAGGAGUCAGACAGUGAAGGAGACAUCCCUGUGAUCCCAGAUUUGGAGGAGGUUCAGGAGGAGGACCUCAGCAUGCAGGUGGCUGCUCCCCCAAGUAUCCAAGUGAACAGAGUGAUGACAUACAGAGACCUCGACAAUGACCUAAUGAAGUACUCAACCUUCCAGACACUGGAUGGGGAGAUUGACCUGAAGCUUCUCACUGAGGUUUUGGCCCCUGAGCAGGAGGUGCAUGAGGAGGAUAUCGGCUGGGAGUGGGAACAUCUAUUAACCGAGGUGUCCUCAGAGCUGCAGACAGAAUGGGAUCAAGGAGAGAGACCGGAUUUGUAUCCCAUGCCUGUUGCAUGAGAAGCCACGACUUUGAGACCAACACCAAGUAGAAACGGGGCCAAUCAUAUCAUUCCUACUGCCUCUGAUGGGAUCUGGGCUGGAGCCCCAAAAGGCUCUGUUGCAGAACUAGCACAUUAUUUUAAAAACUGAAUAAAUCCUUCUUGUAAGAUAAUAGUUUGGUUAGUUGUUUACGUUGGAGUUGUACUCUGAUAUAUAUAUCUUUGUAUACAAAUAAUCUAUUAGCUUUUCUAAUGCUCAAUCGAAUUGCUCCUUUUGUUGUAACCUCUCCUAUCACAAAAUGAAGGAGUUUAAGACCAUAGAUGCCAUGGCGGUACAUUUAGAUGCCUCCCACAAUCACAAUUUGUAUGGCUAUGCUCCUGAAAAUAGCCCCCACGUUUGAACAGGCUGGUUCAUUAUUCAUUAUUUAUUUUUCAUGUAAUUCUAUGUGGCUUUUCCAUUACAAAGCUUCCUGAAAUACCCUAAUAAACGUUGAUUAUAUUUUC